This is a messenger RNA of Linnemannia hyalina, 543 nucleotides long. NCBI's taxonomy places the organism in Eukaryota, Fungi, Mortierellomycota, Mortierellomycetes, Mortierellales, Mortierellaceae. The record is from the annotation of a GenBank genome assembly.
AUGUUCAUCAAGACAUCAACAAUCACCCUCCUGGCCAUCCUCGCCACCACCUCAGUCGCCCAACAGAUGCCCAAACACACCGCCUUCACCGACCCCGUCGACGGCUCUGAAGUUUACAACACCGGCCACAACGCAACCUUCUCCUGGACAAUGGCCUGCAAGAAGUCCUCCGCCGCCGUCUCGACGGGUUCCUCCCGCGCCGUCGAAGUCCAAUUCGUCAAUGCCAACAAUCCCGACAACGCCUUCUUUGUUGCGACGGCCGCGCAUAUCGAUUGUGGGAGCAGGGAGAGGGGGAAUGAGUAUUGGGUUGUUCCGGAGGUGCAAAAUCAUAAUGCGAAGUAUUCAUUGAGGAUUAUGUUGAAGAGGCCGAUUUACUUGGGAAAGUUCAAGAUUCAGGCACAGGCUGGUGCUGGUAAUGGAGGACAGAUCGUGGCGGGUGAUAAACAGACUGAGAAGCACAAGGAUAACGGUGCUGCUGGAUCGUUGGUUGCUCCUUGUGUGUCGGCCGUUGUUGUCACUGCCGCUGCUCUUUUGCUCCUUUAA